AUGACACACUUCUCUGCGGCCCUUCUCGAUCCCAGCCCAUUUGGGAAGGAUGGAAGGAAGGGGGAGGAAGAAAAGGAGGGAUAUCCCUUUACCAUUCCGGAUUUGUGGAAGCCUUCACUCUUUAGCUUGGACGACUCUGCUGAACCCACCUUGUUCCCUAUUGCCCCGCUUCAAGGUCUCUCUCUAGCUUGUCAAUUGUUACUGUUUGCACCUCAAUUACUAACCGGAGCCCCAACAGAAACCGUCCUGAAUAUUACCAAACCUUUGGAUCCCUACAAAGAUGAAUCAGAAGUAAACCUCUUCACCUUCGACCGUGGUCUCGCCGAGCACUUCGCCGACCCCGAUCCUGGAUCCGCAACAGAGGUAGAUUCAAUUGCUUCAACAGCCGGGGAAGCUACAAAACAGAGCUCCUCCGGCACUAGCGAAGAUAUAUGGCUUCAACCCGGAUCUUCUGAACCUCCGGUGAAGGUUUGUGUAGUUCCAUCGAACAUAGGAGCCCGUAACUAAUAAUUCUCAAUAGCCACGGUUUCAAACGUGGGAAUCUUUUCUCUCUGCUGGGGCGAACGACCCUGUCAAUUCUUACCUUUCGGAAGCCGGUCCUCGAAUUUUCGAUGCGGUUCUUACGGAGUACAUGGAUGAUGGAUCUGAGGAAGUCCCCAAAGUUAUGCGCUCGGAUGUCUUCUGCACUGUUUGUAGCCUAGAGACGAGCAACUUUUGGGAUUGGGAGAAGCUUACACAUACUUGCUAUGCAGUGCCUUCUACAUCUUGGUCUCGGCAGAAGCUCAGUGCUAUUCGCGUACGAUCGGAAAAAGGAUGAAUUCCUUCCUAUAACACCACAAUUUCGGAUAUCCGGAUGCACAGCUGGGACAGUUGAUAGGUAUGCUCUCGUCGAACUGGACUCUAGGUAAGACUAAUUCUGACGCCGGAAGCAUCAUAAAAUCCUUCGCGGACUGCGGAAAGAAAACCAAACAACUCGAAAAGUUUGUCGAUGACAUCCACGAAGACUUGGGGUUUGAGCUUACCAUACCCUAUUUCCCUGGGUUCAAUGAUAGGCUAACAACAUGCAAAAGAUCAGCCAAGCCUUCCAUCAUAGCAUUAGCGGAUUGUACAACAGCAGUAGUUGAAUCAAUUCAGCAAAGGCUCUCCGUUAACCCCACAACUAUCAGUAGUAUUCUUCACCUCCACUCUCUCAUGCGUGAACCCGCGCUCAUCAUCGAUACAUUCCAUCAAAUAAUUUCACAAACGGCUGGUAUAUCAGACGAUUCCCGGCUACUUUCUGCGCUAUUUGAAGUAGUCCAGCAAGAGCAGCAUCGAAGUGGAUGGCUGAAAUCCCUGUUGAUGGAAACAUUGGCAAGGGCUACUCGGCCCUGGCUGGAGUUUAUUGAGGAGUGGAUAGGCCUCGGCCGACCAGCAGGAGGCGAAGGUAUUGGGUUUAAAGGACUUGCGGAGAGAGGAUUUUUUGUGAGAAUUGAAGAAGAAACAUACGUGGACGAUAGGGGAUCGGAGCGAACAAAUCGAAACUUUGUAAGAAUUGGAUAUCCAUUCUAGCGAAUGCCUCGCGACGAUUUAACGAUCCAUAGGUUUUCGACAAAGCGAAAGUCCCAUCUUUCAUGAGUGCUGAGAGCGGAGAAUCUGUUUUUGAGAGCGGGAAAGCUCUACGGUUUUUGCAGAAAUUUCACCCAAACCACCCACUGUCGCGACCCAGGGCUGUAGAGGGUGUAAGGGCACCAAAGCUGGAGUGGAAAUUUUCCUGGGAAGACUUAAAUAAGUAAAGCGAUGCCUAUCAUGACUUGAAGCCACGCCUUUCUGACGAAGCGAUAGCUUACAGAGUCAAGCAAUGCACUAUGAGCGGGAGCUUCGAUCGGCUAUCGGUAGGUAUUUUAUGCAGGAGCCAGUGGCAACUGCUCCCAUAGCUGGAAAUCACCAGUCGGCACCGGGAGGUAUUGAGGCGUUUGAAACAUUCGGAAAAUCCAAAGAGGAGAUAGGUGCUAUGAUCGACAAGUCCGUCUCCGCCAUGAAUAACUCUCUUCCCCCCAUCGAGCACCUACACAAAGAGGAUUUACUGCGCACUCUUGUCCUCAAAAUAUCAAGUUCAGAGCUAAGCUCUGAUCCAGAGCACGAUCACCUAACUACAUUUGCACCUCCCAUAUCCAUAACCCCCGUUCUUUCCUUCUCCCAUAUAUUUUCCGUCCAGGCAAAGAUCAUAAAUACUGCCUGCCUUAAUAUGUUUUUCAAGGAACACAAAGUUAGAGAGCACCUCUCUCUUCUCCGAAAGUUCGAGUUGUUUGGCGAUGGCGUUUACUCAAGCAGGCUUAGCCACGCACUCUUCGGCGAUGAGUUGGAUGGAACAGAGAAACGUGGAGGGAUUCACAGAACUGGAGGGACUAUGGGAUUGAAGCUAGGAAGCAGGGAUAGUUGGCCUCCCGCGUCCUCCGAACUGCGUUUAGCAUUAAUGGGAGUUCUCAACGAAAGUUUCAACAACUCACAAACCAAAGGUGGGAUACAUCAUGCCGGCAAAGACGGCGAUCUACCGGGAGGAUUGAGUUUUGGGGUUCGAGAUAUGACAGUGGAGGAGUUGGAGAGAUGUAUGGACCCGAACGGCUUAGAGGCGCUGGAUUUCCUGAAGCUACAAUACAAACCACCCUCUCCACUCGAUGCUAUUAUUACUACGACAGCGCUGUAUCAGUAUGAUCGACUCUUCAAACUACUGCUCCGAGUCCUACGCAUGCUUUUCGUGGCAAAUAAGCUCUUUCGCGAUGCAACUUCCCGUGCCAGCCACUGGCACACAGUAGAUCCCGUCGCCCAGAAAUUCCGGAUCGAAGCACACCACUUUGUGGACACUGUUUGCAGUUACAUGUUUGAGACAGGGGUUCGGUCCGCCUGGCGAAGGUUUGAAGAUAAACUCCAGGACAUAGAAAGGAAGCUAGACUCGCCUGAUCCAGAUCUCGGAACAGAGGGGAUCGAGAGGCUGCGAGUGUACCACGAGAGUAUACUUGACAGGAUAAUGUUUGCGACACUCUCUAGAAAGCGCCAGGCACCCGUAAUGAAGCUUAUGGAGGAUAUAUUCGCCUCGAUUCUCACGUUUGCAAAGUACUCACACGACAAAUCCGUUGGGGCUCCAACCAGCGAUGAUGAGGGAAUCCCAGCACUGUAUACCGGGUUCAAGAGAAGAGUUGGUAUAUUCAUUAGUGUUUGUAGGGGGCUAAGUGAGAAGAGGGGUUACAGCGAUGGUAAGAAGGAUUCAGAGGGUAGAAGAGCUGUUGAUGCGAUCUUUGGAAGAGGCUAUAAGGAGGAAGGAAAUUUGCUCUCAAUGCUGCUCUUGAAGCUAGAGAUGACAGGGUACUAUACAGAAACGGGGAAGGGCGAGGGAGAAAAGGUCAAGGAGGGACGAAAGAGAUGAGGGGCAUUGAGGGCCGAGUGACCCAGCAUGAUGUUGUCUUAUAUACUAACACGCUAAUACUUUCUGGCAGUAAAAUGCCGUCUCCAUACCGUUAUCAAAGCUAAAAAGUGCCAAAAAGCUCGGGGCUAGCAAAUUAGCAUCCAUAUACUUCCAACCUAUUGCAAAACGUGGAGCCCUUCGUGCUCAAGAAGUAGAAACAGCCCAUCGUACCUGAAAGGGUAUCCUCCCAGUUGAAGGGGAGAAAAACGCCGGUAAUCCCUUCCUCCAAUGCGCAUUGUAGCUCUCGAUAUACCCCCCUACAAUAUCCGACAAAGGAAAGGCCCCUCUCGUCCUCCUCUCCAACAGGCUCAGAACCUUCUCAACUCUCGAAUAACUGCAUCCAAAUCCUCCGCCGCCUUUUCCCUCUCCCGCACGGCCCUACACCUCUCCUCCUCCGCCUCCUUCAACUCGGUCUCCAAAUUCUUCAACCGCUCCUGCUGCUCGUCCUCAGAAACGCCAAUGCCCGGUAGGGAGGUGAUCAGGAACUCGAUCUGCUUGGAUUUGAAUAUUAAAUCACGGGCGAGUUCGACCUUUGCGGCUGUAGGAAUUAUUGUUAUUAGCUUUUGCAUUUCGUGGAAGUCGGGGAGAGAGCGCGGGGGUACCGUCAAAUGUGGAUUUGUCGUCGAUAACAGCUAUUGGGUGUUAGCGGUGGAUAAAUGGGGAAGAAGGGGGGGCAAUGCCGGUAUCGUCGGUGACUUUCGCUUCGCUACCGACGGGUACUGCGUCGUGAUGGGUACCGAUGUAACGAAGGGCGCUGAAGAAUUGGGUUGCCAUCUGGGGUUGGGUUUUUUUGUCAGCUUAGUUCUGGAAGGAGGAGGGGUAGAGUUGCGCGUGUACACGGAGAUGGACGGAUGAGGGGGGGGAGUACCUGAUCGAUAGCGUCUUGAAGCUGGGAUAGUCUGUCUGCCAUCGUGUUUUGCUAUCGUGUCGCUGUGAUUGAUGGUCUGUGGAUGGUUUCCGGCAGCUGCUUGUCUUUGAGGGAGGCAGGUAUGAUACGAGUAGAUGGGUGGGCAGGUGUGGUAGGCGGUAAGGUUAAAGUUAAGCUGAGCUCGGGAAUGCGUUUCGUUCUUUC
Messenger RNA from Tuber aestivum (summer truffle), 4511 nucleotides. Lineage: Eukaryota; Fungi; Ascomycota; Pezizomycetes; Pezizales; Tuberaceae. The record is from the annotation of a GenBank genome assembly.